This is a messenger RNA of Chlorocebus sabaeus (green monkey), 888 nucleotides long. It is a transcript of the gene ANTKMT, whose product is annotated as adenine nucleotide translocase lysine methyltransferase. Gene Ontology annotation, molecular function: protein-lysine N-methyltransferase activity. Gene Ontology annotation, biological process: peptidyl-lysine trimethylation; positive regulation of proton-transporting ATP synthase activity, rotational mechanism; regulation of mitochondrial ATP synthesis coupled proton transport. The record is from RefSeq and is a predicted model, not a curated record. Gene Ontology annotation, cellular component: mitochondrion. Lineage: Eukaryota; Metazoa; Chordata; Mammalia; Primates; Cercopithecidae.
GGCUCUGCCGCCACUUCCGGUGUCGCGCGGCGGCUCCCGGCAGGAGGGGAAGGGCACACCGCCAGCUCCGGGCCAGGCUGCGAAGGCCGCGGACCCGAGCCGGGAAGGACCUUGGGCGGACGACCCUGAGCCGCGCGUCCCGCAGCCAUGGAGCAGGACGACCCGGCCGAGGCGCUGACGGAGCUACGCGAGCGGCGGCUGGGCGCGCUGGAGCUGCUGCAGGCUGCGGCCGGCUCGGGCUUGGCGGCCUACGCGGUGUGGGCGCUGCUGCUCCAGCCCGGCUUCCGGCGCGUGCCGCUGCGGCUGCAGGUGCCCUACGUUGGCGCGAGCGCGCGGCAGGUGGAGCACGUGUUGUCGCUGCUGCGAGGCCGCCCCGGAAAAACGGUGGAUCUGGGCUCUGGCGACGGCAGGAUCGUGCUGGCGGCCCACAGGUGCGGCCUCCGCCCGGCCGUGGGCUACGAGCUGAACCCGUGGCUGGUGGCGCUGGCGCGGCUGCACGCCUGGAGGGCCGGCUGUGCCGGCAGCGUCUGCUAUCGCCGCAAGGAUCUCUGGAAGGUGAGCCUGAGGGACUGCCGCAACGUGUCUGUGUUCCUGGCCCCUAGCGUGCUCCCACUGCUGGAGGACAAGCUGAGAGCAGAGCUGCCUGCCGGGGCCCGCGUGGUGUCUGGGCGCUUCCCGCUCCCCACCUGGCAGCCUGUGGCCGUGGCUGGCGAGGGCCUGGACCAAGUCUGGGCCUACGAUGUUCCUGGGGGUGGGUAGGCUGGGGAGGCCGUCUCCUCGCAGAUACCCAUCCAGGCUGCCCCCUGACCUAGUUCUGCCUGCGUCCUGGGGGCCCAUGUUUCUCAGGCCAGCUGAGUGUUCAAAUACGAUAAAGACUCUGGGGUUGUA